Molecule: messenger RNA, 1641 nt
Organism: Symphalangus syndactylus (siamang)
Lineage: Eukaryota; Metazoa; Chordata; Mammalia; Primates; Hylobatidae
Product: homeobox protein ESX1-like
Source: RefSeq, a predicted model, not a curated record
UUGCAGUGUAAGCCUUCUGGGAUGCACUAAACACCAGGCAGGGUUCUACGUGUACUCUGACGUGGAGUACCUGGAGCUUUUGCAAGGGGCGUGUUAGGUUUCUUGCAGCUUGCACCUGAGCAUCCAGAGUGCACUGCAAAUCCCAGCCCCAAACUUCCGCUUCUACAGAUCUGGAGAGCGUGGCACACUCAACUUUCUGGACAUUGCUGCAAAAAACCUAGCAUGCAGCCUCUGACUUCAUCAUUUCAUCUUAAUUACGGUCCGAUUCGCGGACUUUGGGUGGGAACAGACCAGAACUAGAGAGACUCAUCCAUUAGUUACUGACUACCCAGAGGGGAGGGCGGUGCUGGCAGUCCAAAUUGCAAGGUGCGCGGCCUUCAGUGUGCGGCGUCUUCGCCCUGAGGAAGCAUUACGCCGGCCCGCCUGCCUCCAGGACCACACGGAAACGUGUUCUGCAAACUUUCUCCAAGGGCUUGGGGGCUAGAUUGGGUCUCGCUCCUCUGCCUCUACCCCUGCCUCAAUUUCGACUCGCGCCAGACAGCUCAGCCCCUUCCUCUGGCAGUCACCCUGCCCAGAGUGGGAGUGGUCAACGAAGCUGCAAAAUGGAUCGCAGGUCCCCAUACACGCCCGACCCCUCCCCGCGCCCUGACCACGAACGCGUCCCUGACUUAAUGGCCACACUCGGGCCUUGAGCGCCUGCCAGCAGGGCCUUCCGCCACACACACAGACACCGCAAGCAGCGGCGACGAGGGCAGGAGCCUACUCCCCGCCACGUGCAGGCGUCGGACCCAAAGUCCACGCGCCGGAACUCAGAGCAGGAGCCGAAGGACCCCAGCGCAGAAUCCGUGGAGGGGCACGGCUUCAUCCACCGCGCUCCCAGAUGGGGUCCCAGCCCAGAUACGGCCACGAAGACACAGGCGACCCCGGCCUGGGUUUCCUGUUCCAUGAGAUCCAGGAAGGCGACAAUGCGAAGGCUGUAGGGACUUUGGUGAUUGAAGGUGGAGGAGACGAUGAGAAGAAAAUACGGUCCAAACCCGAGCAGGGAGCUGGAGCAGAAAAAGAAAGUCACUUCUGUGCGGGAGCUGCCGACCCCACGAUCAAGGAGAACCAGAAGCGCGGCGGUGGCGACCAGGAGCCCUCGCAGCAGCAGCCUGAGGCUUCCAGCCCAGGGCUCCUCCGCGGAGGAGCCACAACCCCAAUAUUAGCGGCGUCUCUUCAGCCCCAGUGCGUUCAGCAGGUUGCACCUGAAGGAGCUAGACAGCAUUUUCCCACGCUCUGAAUAUCCCGACGUGUUCGCUCGAAAGCAGCUGGCAAUAUGCAUAGAUGUGAGUGAAGCCGAAGUGGAAGCCAGUAAGCCUGAUGAAAGCAAUUGGUCAGAGGAGCCACUCUCUGAAACCUGCCUCAGUCCUUGAAUACGUUUGUCCUACACAUUCUCCAAUUGGCCUGUUUUUGUUGCCUUUUCUAUGUUUGCCAAGUGAGUUUUGAACUUUAGCGGGGGAAUAAUGGGAUACAUAAACCUUAGCCUAUGGAAAUUUCCCAUUACCAGAGGGAAUAUGCUUUCUAAUGCGAAACAGAACUAAACUGUUACUUCUAUUUCCUGUACAAGAUUAAGUAUAAAUAAAGUUCCAUUCCUUCUAACAA